Xiphophorus hellerii (green swordtail) is the source of this 2023-nucleotide messenger RNA. RefSeq names its product neurexophilin-1-like. The record is from RefSeq and is a predicted model, not a curated record. Gene Ontology annotation, molecular function: signaling receptor binding. Lineage: Eukaryota; Metazoa; Chordata; Actinopteri; Cyprinodontiformes; Poeciliidae. Bases 1 to 768 code for a protein of 255 amino acids. The transcript has 2 exons.
AUGUCUCAGCAGACACAGAAGGACAUCAAGCUCAAACUGGUUCUCUGUCAACUUGAGACUCAGAGCAACUUCACCUUCGUGAACUCAUCAUCACCUCAACCCCACAGAGACCAAGAGGAGCAUCUCCAGAAAAUCUGGGGCCUUCAGUCCAGGACUGUUGUCCAGAACUCCAAAGUCCUCAACAAUCCCUCGGUUCCUCUAUCGAAGCAGAGGCUUUGGGAAAUCCCCAAGUCCAAGUCCAACCCAUCGGUAAAAAUUAAGCUUCAGCCCAUCACGAACGUUCAAGGACUCUCCAAACCGUCGAGGUUGUUCAGCUGGGGCGACUUUUACUCCAACAUCAAAACCGUCAAGCUGAAUUUGCUGAUAAUGGGGAAGAUCGUGGAUCACGGCAACGGCUCUCUCGGCGUCUACUUCCGUCACAACUCCACGGGUGUUGGCAACGUGUCGGUCAGCCUGGUCCCGCCCAUGAAGGAGGUGGCGUUCGACCUGGAGCGCCAGAGCGUGGUCCACCCCAAGGAGUCGAAGACGUUCAACUGCAGGGUGGACUACGAGAAAACCGAACGCAGCAAGAAGGUGAUGCUGUGCAACUACGACCCGUCGAAGACGUGCGACCAAGAACAAACCCAGAGCCACAUCACCUGGAUGUGCUCCAAGCCUUUCCAGGUCAUCUGCGUCUACAUGUCGUUCUACAGCACGGAUUACAGGCUGGUCCAGAAGGUCUGUCCGGACUACAGCUCCCAGGUCCCACCCUACCUGCCCACAGGGUAAACAUGGGGCCAGGUGACGAGGAUGAAGGGAGGAUGCAGUUUGAGCCGUUCAAAACUUUAUCCUAAAAUAUAUGGAAUGCUGUUUGUACAGUAAGUGAGUCAAAUAUUAACAGCAAUAAUUUGGAUUAUUUAGCCUGUUAUAAGCGGGGAAAAUAGGUUUUCUUUCCAUAUUCUCACCAUAUUAUUCAUUCACUUAUAAAUGUCCCAGUUUCAAAGUAAAUAUUCAUUUAGCAAGUUACAUAUUUAGUUUACUAACUAGAUAUUUAGACCCAAACAAAAGAUUUAGCUUGCUAACAUUUUAAUAUUUAGUUUGGAACAAAAUCUUUAGCUUGCUAACUUCUUAAUAUUUGUUUGGAACUAAAUAUUUAGUUCGGAGCUUACAAGCUAAAUAGCUUUAUAGCUUGUAAGAAACAACCUACCUAAAUAUUAGCAUGUUAGCUCACUAAUGUGCUAAUAUUUUGCUAAUAUUUAGCUUGGAGCUAAACAUAAAUUAAAUAUAUAGCUUGGUCAUUAAAUAUUUAGCUAAAUAGUUUGUAAACAACAUAUUUAGCAUGCCAACUUGCUAAAACUUUAGCUUGGAGCGAAAUAUUUAUCUUGCUAACUUGUUAAUAUGAGCUAACUAUAAGUUUGGGAGCUUAAUAUUUAGCUAGCUAACUUACUAAUAUUUAGUUAAACUAAACAGUUUGUAAAAAAACAUAUUUAGCUUGUUAACUUGCUAAUAUUUAGCUCAGAACAAAUAUUUCACUGAUAAGCUAAAUACUUAGCUUACUAGCUUAAUAGUAAGCUAAUUAGCUGGUAAAUAUUAGUUAGCUAAACGUUAGCUUACUAAUAUUGAGAGAUCUAAAUAUUAGUGAAUAUUUAGCUUACUAAUUAAAUUGAGCUAAUUAUUUAGGUUAGUGGUAAAUAUUUAGCUUGCUAGCUGAGCUUAGUUUUGUACUGUAAUCUUAAUAUAUGAACGAAUAACGUGGUGAAAAUGUGACUUUGAGAAAAUGUGUAUUUUUCCCUCUUAUGACAAGCUAAAUAUAAACUUUUUGCUUUUAAUUUUGAUUCUGUAACUUUACAAACGGCACCUUUUGAGAACAUGCUUGAUUAAACAUAGUAAAAUAUAUGUUUAGGUGAUGUCUCCUGUUGAAAAAUAAAUGAUUGUAGCUGAUAUUAUUUUUCAAUAUCUAUCAAAAAUGGUCAAACUAAAAGGAACCAGAAUGAUCUGGAGUUGAAUAUGUAAAAAUAUAACCUUCAUAAUAUCGCCUUUUUUU